CGAUCGUAUCCAGGCGCACGACACUUGACAACUCUGUACUACGUAGUUCGUGCUUCUAAAGAGCGCGGGGGAACCCAUCGGCGAUGCCGGCGCAGUCGGAGAGACUUCGCUUGCCAGCGGCGGCGCCGAUGCCGCGCGGUGCGCACGCUCUCUACGGACUACUCGCGCUGCUCGGCGCGUCGGUGGUGGUGUGGUCCGUCGCCGGCAAGCCGCCCGCCGCCCACGCCGGGCACGCACUCGCCGGCUUCCUGCUUUGGCUGCUGGGGAUGAUAGCACUGCUGCUGUCCCCGUACGCCGCGCAGCCAUUGUUCCCGGUUGCAACUACUGCCAAUCUCGCCGUGGAGAAACUGAAGCAUCGCUUCUCCAACCCCCGGACGCCGGCGCAGGCGCAGGCGCCGGCUUUGGCUUAAAAACCCACCGACAUGUACGCGACGCAACGCAAGCGGCAAAGCCGGUCCUACGCCGACCAAGCCGCGCCGUCGUUUACUACUACUACUACUACUCGUACAUAGCAAGUGAAGUGGUUUGAGACUUUGAAUCUGCUCGUCUGUGUGUGUGUGAAUAAAAUAAGUUCAGUUUGGCGAUAAUUCGACUGCAAGUGCAAGCAGUUGGUUUGAUUUACUGAUCCAGUUCUAGCAUUCGCAGCUGAUCACGCGUUGUAAAUAUAAAGCUUUGUUCUUUCCUUCAUUUUCAGUAUACAAGUUUCUGAAGCUA
This is a messenger RNA of Oryza sativa Japonica Group (Japanese rice), 714 nucleotides long. Lineage: Eukaryota; Viridiplantae; Streptophyta; Magnoliopsida; Poales; Poaceae. The record is from RefSeq and is a predicted model, not a curated record.